AUGUCGCUCACGCACGUGGGGAUCUUGGCGGUGGCGAUCGAGCCGGUGAUGGACGAUUGUGGGGCGAGAGAGACGGCGCGCGCGGUGCUCGAGGAGGAAUUGUGUCGAGAGCUACGAACGCUUCACGCGGCGUUCGGUGGAGACGCGGGAGAGGAUGGAGAGAAGUUGAUACGCGUCAUCGCGGCAUCGAGCGAUACUUUCGUUGUUUUGGCGCCGAGGCGGUACGUGGAGGCGACGAAGAUGGUGUGCGCGGCGGCGCGGAUGGAUAAAACGCCGAUUACGAUACGCGAGGUCGUGGUGUGCGAGGGAUCGCACGAGAUGGACGUUUUAAGACGAGUGGUUCCGAUGCUGAUCGAAGGCGCGUUCGCAGAGACACCGGAUUGGCGCGCUUUCGGGGAGAACGAUUCGGGGACGCGGUAUAUGUUUCAAGAUUUCUGGCCGGCUAAACCAGGGAUGAUGGUCACCGCAUGCGGCGUUGAGAUCGAGCACGGUAUCGCCGUAGCCAAGGCUCCGACGACGCUUGAUCGAGACGUCGGAGAGGAUCGAGAGCUCGAUAUCGUGUUCCCGAGCAUAAAUACAGUAAUUUUGAGAUUACAGCGCAUUGGAUCGAUCAUCGACGCGAUGCGAGAUGCGGGCGUGAGCAAUCAAAAGUUGCGUGAUUUCAUAGCUGGCGAUAAAGUGAUCGACAUCUCUUCGACGCCAAUCAUGGCGCAGGCGGCUCCGGAGAUUGGCAUCGAGGUGGGCAUCAUCGCGUUUCGUCGAGAGAUGCCGCACAACGCCGGAUUUAAAACUAUCGCCGAGUUUCGAUUGGCGUUCGGUGCGCGAUUCAACACGUUUGUACCGACACAUGCACACGUAGACGAUUCUGAGACCGAGCUUCUCGCGGACGUAUGUUUUCCAGGCCACGACGCGCCAUAUCUAUGGCCAGUUUCACUCCUUCUCAAGAACACCGGAGCCACUGAACUCACCGCCCGCUCUUCAAAUGUCACGAACGACACGUUGUUGGCCUGGCUGUUCGCCACGACGCAAGUACCAAUCCUUGAAACCCAUCUGAGCUUUCAGGUGAACAGAAAGGCGUUCAUGUCUCAGAACAUCGCUCCAAAAUGUGGACCACUGAUACCCGAUCGAGAGAUUUUCAUGACUGCGUCGCAGACGAACAAAACUGGGUGGCCAGCAUUUUCUGCACAGGCGAAUUCAAUGCCCUACUCGAUCGACGCUUGGGUCAAUCCGUUCUCUCAUGUCGAUUCAUUCCCACCGGUGGCGCCGAACAUUUUCUCUCCGCAUCAAAUGGUACCGAUCAAUACCACUUCGACUCCUUCUUCUGUUCCGCCGAGUGUGAAGACUCCUGGUGGAAGUGAUUUCCACAAUGUGUUCGCGUUUGACGACCUUCUCAUCGAUCGCGCCAAGGAUUUAUCUCCCGCUCGCAUCGCAGAGUUGACCCACGAGAUAGCUGAGUCUGGCGACGAGGACCAAGAACCAGUUCUUGGAAGUCGUUUGACGCCAGGAGGUAUUCGAACGGCGACGUUUUCACGUCUUCAGGGAGACCUGCCACAAAAGCGUUCUCCAGCUCCGGUGACAAAGAUUCCAGCGAAGAAAAGGCCGAGUGGUAAACGGAGGAAACCCAACGAACACGGAGAUCUCCAGAAUCGGAUCGCAACGGCGUGCAAAAAGAAAAUAGGGGAGGUGCCCGACGAGGUGGUGGACGUGUGUGCGCUAAUCGAAGCCAACGAUUUGGAAUCAAUCAAAAUACGAACGCUCGAUAAAAUCGGCUUCAUCACCAUGGUGAAAAAACUCAUCGACGCGCAAAGCGGCGAUAACCCGAAGAGUAGAAGUAAAGAAGAUCUGGUCUCGUAUACCUGCGAAAAGCUGAAGCUGAAAAAGGCAGUGGCGAAGAGGAAGAGAUGA
Molecule: messenger RNA, 1905 nt
Organism: Ostreococcus tauri
Lineage: Eukaryota; Viridiplantae; Chlorophyta; Mamiellophyceae; Mamiellales; Bathycoccaceae
Product: unnamed product
Exons: 1
Coding region: 1-1905 (634 amino acids)
Source: RefSeq, a predicted model, not a curated record